Molecule: messenger RNA, 10627 nt
Organism: Silurus meridionalis
Lineage: Eukaryota; Metazoa; Chordata; Actinopteri; Siluriformes; Siluridae
Gene: celsr2
Product: cadherin, EGF LAG seven-pass G-type receptor 2
Exons: 34
Coding region: 317-9184 (2955 amino acids)
Biological process (GO): cell surface receptor signaling pathway; homophilic cell-cell adhesion; G protein-coupled receptor signaling pathway
Cellular component (GO): plasma membrane
Molecular function (GO): G protein-coupled receptor activity; calcium ion binding
Source: RefSeq, a predicted model, not a curated record
CCCGCGGUGCAUUGAAACCGGUUUAUGUAAAUGAGGGGUGUUUUAAUGCGUGACUCUGAGCGGAGUUUCAUUCACUCUGAGAGAAAGAGAGAGAGAGAGAGAGAGAGAGAGAGAAGCCGCGAUUUGUGGUUCAUUUCGCUCGCGCUGGAUUAAAGCUCGGAGGUGAAACAGGAGAAACAGAGGAGAAGAAAGGGAGGAGAGGAGGAGAAGAGUAGGAGAGCAGGAGGAAAAGCAUGGACGCCUCUCAACAAAAGCGGAGAAGUUUGGUGUGGAUGUGAAGUUCAGGAACAGGAAACUCCAGCAGGAAAUUUCCGACAUGAGGUGGGAUCUGUUGUUUUGUGUUCUCGCGUGCCUGGAACUCCCCACGCGCCUCGUGCGCGGUUUGUCGGUGAGCCUCCGCGCGGACGCGACACCGGGCAUCACCGUCGCACGCGCUGUGUACCGAGGCUCCGCGUGCGCUCUGGAUCAGGUCGUCGCUCCGGGCUUCACGAGGAGUUUCCUCCGAGCCGACCCCUCCGAGGGCACGGUGUCCGUCUCCGGGACUCUGCCCCGCCGCUGUGCUCUACCGGCAAACCCGUUUCCGGUCUACACGGUGACCGAGUGCGCGAGCGACGCCCCCGGGCUCAGGCACCUUUUAAUCACGCAGUACCACGUGCGCGUCUGGGGAAAGGACUGCCGGAGCGCACCAGCACGCAGGGAAAGAUGGGACAUGGAAGUCAUAACUUUGUUGAACCUGCAUGACCAGGACAGUAAAUGUCACGAGCCCGGACGCAUGCUCUUUCACAUUGAGGAAGUGUUCCCUUUACACCCCGGUUCCGUGUGUAACCUAAGCAGGAGUGAUCUUUAUGUUUCAGGGGGUGAACUGUUCGCCUCCCGGCCGCUCUGCUGGAAACGCAACUCACUUUUGGAGUUUGAUUUGCGUUGCCAGGGAAGAGCACCGGACAGAACAAUUUCCGCGCAUUGGCACGUAGGUCAGGGUUCUUUUGGGAAAAAUUACCUGGAACAGUUACUCUUCAAAGUGGCUGCGCAGAGCGAUUCCGGUCUUCUAAGCAGGAAAAAGAGAAAUGCAAAGGCAAACACUAACCCACAGUUUCAGCCUCCCAUGUACCAAGUCUCAGUGUCGGAAAACAAACCCGCGGGAACAUCGGUGGUCACCCUGACAGCGACAGAUCCGGAUGAAGGAGAACCCGGACGCUUGGAAUAUUCUAUUGAAGCUCUUUUCGACAGUCGUUCAAACAACCUCUUUGCAGUAGACCCUGCGAGCGGAUUAGUGUCCACCGUGGCGGAGCUCGACCGCGAGACCAAGGACACCCACGUCUUCAGAGUGACUGCCGUGGACCACGGUUCACCGCGACGCACCGCCAUGGCGACUCUGACCGUAAGUGUGAGUGACACAAAUGACCACGACCCCAUGUUUGAGCAGCAGGACUACAAAGAGAGUGUGCGGGAAAACCUGGAGAUCGGUUACGAAGUGCUGACGGUGCGAGCCACGGAUGGAGACGCGCCCGUGAAUGGAAACAUUCUGUACAACAUCCUGAACAGCAAUGGAUCCAACGAUGUUUUCGAGAUCGACUCACGUUCUGGAGUGAUUCGAACACGUGGCAAUGUGGAUCGGGAAACGGUCGAGUCUUACAUGCUACUCGUUGAAGCUAACGAUCAAGGUCGUGACCCCAGACCUCGCAGUGCGACGGCAACUGUGUACAUAGUGGUGGAGGACGACAACGAUAAUGCACCGCAGUUUAGUGAGAAACGCUACAUUGUGCGGGUACCUGAAGAUCUUACACCCAAUACAGAGAUCCUGCAAGUGAACGCCACUGAUCAGGACCGUGGCAGCAAUGCUGUAGUUCACUUUAGCAUCAUGAGCGGAAACACUCGUGGACAGUUUUAUAUUGAUGCACAAACAGGGAAGUUGGACCUCGUCAGCCAGCUGGACUAUGAGACAAAUAAAGAAUACUCCCUGCGAAUCAGGGCUCAGGAUGGUGGACGUCCACCUUUGUCCAACAUCUCUGGCCUGGUGACUGUGCAGGUCAUGGAUGUGAAUGACAACGCUCCGAUUUUUGUCAGCACACCAUUUCAGGCUACGGUUCUUGAAAAUGUCCCCCUGGGAUACUCAGUUAUACACAUCCAGGCCGUGGAUGCAGACUCUGGAGACAAUUCCAGGCUGGACUACCGGCUCACAGAAAUGACCAAUAACUUCCCAUUUGCAAUAAAUAACAGCACAGGGUGGAUAGUUGUAGCUGCAGAACUAGACAGAGAGAGUGUGGACUUUUACAGCUUUGGAGUGGAGGCUCGGGAUCACGGCACACCCGCAAUGUCCUCUUCUGCUAGCAUUAGCAUGACUGUCUUAGAUGUUAAUGACAACAAUCCAGAGUUCACCCAGAAAGCCUACUACAUGCGUCUAAACGAGGAUGCUGUAGUCGGAACGAGUGUGGUAACCGUUUCCGCCGUGGAUCGGGACAUCAACAGCGUGGUGACUUAUCAGAUUUCAAGUGGAAACACGAGAAACCGAUUUUCCAUCACCAGCCAGAGCGGUGGAGGACUCAUCACCCUCGCACUUCCAUUAGAUUAUAAACUGGAAAGGCAGUACGUUCUGAGCGUCACCGCUUCCGACGGCACGAGAUUUGACUUGACUAAGGUGUACAUCAAUGUCACGGACGCUAAUACACAUCGUCCCGUUUUUCAAAGUUCACAUUACACCGUCAACAUCAACGAGGACCGUCCUGUAAGUACCACCGUCGUGGUGAUCAGUGCCACGGACGAGGACACCGGAGAGAAUGCACGCAUCACGUAUUACAUGGAUGACAGCAUUCCACAGUUUACCAUCGACCCGGAUUCAGGUGCAGUGACAACUCAGAUGGAGCUGGACUAUGAAGAUCAGGUGUCGUACACACUGGCCAUCACGGCUCGGGACAAUGGAAUACCGCAGAAAUCCGACACCACCUACCUGGAGAUCCUGGUGAAUGACGUGAACGAUAAUGCCCCCAGAUUCCUGAGAGAUCGUUACCAGGGCUCUGUCAUGGAGGAUGUUCCUGUGUAUACAAGUGUAGUCCAGGUUUCAGCUACUGAUCAGGACUCUGGGUUAAAUGGGCGAGUUUUUUAUACCUUCCAGGGGGGUGAUGAUGGCGAUGGUGACUUUAUCAUCGAGUCUACGUCAGGAAUCGUUCGCACGCUGAGGCGACUGGAUCGCGAAAACACCGCCCUCUAUAACUUGCAGGCUUUUGCUGUGGAUAAAGGACUUCCUGCCCUGAAAACCUCAGUGGACAUUCAAGUAACAAUCUUGGAUGUGAACGACAACCCGCCUGUGUUUGAGAGGGACGAGUUUGACAUGUUCAUUGAGGAGAACAGCCCUAUCGGUCUGGUCGUGGCCCACAUUUCAGCCACCGAUCCUGAUGAAGGAAGCAAUGCCCAGAUCAUGUACCAGAUCGUCGAGGGGAACAUUCCGGAAAUGUUCCAGCUGGACAUUUUCACCGGCGAGCUAAUGGCUCUGAUGGAUCUGGACUACGAGACUCGAUCUGAGUACGUUAUCGUGGUCCAGGCCACUUCCGCUCCUCUGGUCAGCCGAGCCACCGUGCACAUCAGACUCAUCGACAGGAACGACAAUGCACCCAUCUUGAAGAACUUCCAGAUCAUUUUCAACAACUAUGUGACGGAUAAAUCUAGCAGCUUCCCGACGGGGGUGAUUGGAAAAAUACCAGCUUAUGAUCCGGAUGUAUCGGAUCAGCUGAGCUACAGGUUUGAAGCAGGAAAUGAGCUGCACCUGCUGAUCCUGAACCAGAGCACCGGAGAAAUCCGACUCAGCCAAGAUCUGGACAACAAUCGACCUCUGGAAGCCUCAAUGAGGAUCACUGUCUCAGAUGGAGUUCACUCGGUCUCGGCUCAGUGUUUGCUACAGGUUACUAUUAUCACUGAUGAAAUGCUCUCUAACAGCAUCACACUCCGAUUGGCUAACACCUCCCAAGAACGCUUCCUCUCCAUCCUACUGGCCGAGUUCUUGGAGGGCGUGUCUCGUGUACUCUCAGCCCACCGUGAUGACAUCAUCAUCUUCAACGUCCAGGACGACACGGAUGUUAACGCCGCGAUUUUAAAUGUGAGCCUGUCCGUAUUCCGGCUGGGUGACGGGCUCAGGGGCGGGGCCUCACGUCUGGGGCCCGUGGGGGCGGAGUUUAUCGGCUCAGAGGAGCUCCAGGAGCGUCUUUACCUGAACCGGAGCCUGCUAGCGCAGAUCUCGUCUCAGCAGGUCCUGCCGUUCGAUGACAACAUCUGCCUCCGUGAGCCAUGUGAGAACUACAUGAAGUGUGUCUCGGUGCUGAAGUUCGACAGCCUCGCACCCUUCGUCACCUCCAACACCAUCCUGUUCCGCCCCAUCCAGCCAAUCACAGGCCUCCGCUGCCGCUGCCCGCCCGGGUUCACCGGCGAGUUCUGCGAAACAGAGAUCAACCUGUGCUAUUCCAACCCCUGCGGGAACCACGGAUUGUGUCGCUCACAUGAAGGAGGCUUCACCUGCGACUGUCUCCAUGACUACACAGGUGAGCGGUGUGAGGUAUCUUCUCGCUCAGGUCGCUGUGUGCCGGGUGUGUGUAAGAACGGUGGUGUGUGUGUAAACCUGUUGGUGGGGGGGUUCAGGUGUGAGUGUCCACCAGGAGCCUAUGAGAAACCGUACUGUCACAUGAGUACACGCAGCUUCCCUCCAAACUCCUUCAUCACCUUCAAGGGGCUGCGCCAGAGAUUCCACUUCACACUCACACUCAGUUUUGCCACCAGAGCAUCAGACGGGUUACUGCUGUAUAAUGGCCGCUUUAAUGAGAAGCACGACUUUAUGGCUGUGGAGAUUGUUAACAAGCAGGUCCAGCUCACCUUUUCAGCAGGUGAAACCAAGACAACAGUAUCAGCCUUCAUCGUUGGGGGGGUGAGUGACGGAGAGUGGCACUCUGUUCAUGUGCACUACUACAACAAGCCUGUUCUGAAUCAGGCUGGUCUCCCACAAGGUCCAUCAGAUCAGAAGGUUGUCGUGGUGACGGUGGAUGACUGCGACACGUCAGUAGCACUUCGCUUUGGUCGCACCAUUGGCAGCUACUUGUGUGCCGCUCAGGGAAGCCAGUCAGGGUCCAAGAAGUCUCUGGACCUCACAGGGCCGUUGUUACUGGGCGGAGUCCCGCACCUGCCCGAGGAUUUCCCCGUGCGGAGCCGGCAGUUUGUGGGCUGCAUGAAGGACCUGCAUAUCGACAGCAGAUACAUCGACAUGAACAGUUACAUCGCUAACAACGGCACAGUACCAGGAUGCUCAGUAAAGAGGCAGAUGUGUGUGAGCAGCCCGUGUGUGAACGGCGGUGUGUGUGUAAGUUUGUGGGGUUCUCUCAGGUGCGACUGCCCGCUGGGGUUCGGUGGGCGGAGCUGUGAAAAAGCGAUGCCGCACCCUCAGCGUUUCCAUGGUAACAGCCUGUUACUGUGGCAUGACCUGGACAUUGUGGUGACGGUUCCCUGGCGACUGGAGCUCAUGUUCCGCACACAACUACCGACCUCAACCAUUUUACACAUCACCACCGAGCAGCAGCACAACCUCACUGUGCAGGUGAGAGACAGCGGUGUGUUGAUGUCUCUGUCCCGUGGUGAGGACUCUGCCGUGUCUCGUCUCGAGGGGGCAUCGGCUGCUGAUGGGGCGUGGCAUCAUCUGCAGCUCGAAGUGCGCACUCUAUCAAGGGAAAUUGUGACAGGACCCACAGUGACACUCACACUUGACUACGGCCUCUACACGUCCUCUAUGGAGGUGGACAGUGAGAUUCAGGGAGUGAUGGUGAAGGAACUAAGUGUCGGUGGCAUCGCUGCUGGAAAUGACCAAGUGCAUCAUGGAUUCCAAGGGUGUGUACAGGGGGUGCGUGUGAGCGAUGCUGUGCUGAGUGUGUUUCAGGCUCACAGAUUAAAUGUGGAAGAUGGCUGCCACGUGUCUGACCCCUGUGAAUUCAGCCCCUGCUCCGCCCACAGUUCCUGCACUAAUCACUGGGACUCCUACACCUGCACCUGCCUGCCAGGUUACUACGGUGACAACUGUACAGAUGUGUGCACACUCAACCCCUGCGAGCACCAAUCAGCUUGCAGCAAGAAGUCAGGCUCCGCCCAUGGCUACACGUGCGAGUGUCGCAGUAGUUACUUCGGACGCUACUGUGAGAAAAAGACUGACCUGCCAUGUCCUCGGGGUUGGUGGGGACAUAAGACGUGUGGUCCUUGUAACUGUCCAGUUGAUAAAGGCUUUGAUUCUGACUGCAACAAGACCAGCGGAGAGUGUCGCUGCAAGGAUAACCACUACAGGCCUGUGGGCAGUGAGGUGUGUUUGCUGUGUGAGUGUUACCCGGUCGGCUCGUUGUCACGUGUGUGUGACAGACAGAGUGGACAGUGUCAGUGUAAAGCCGGAGUCAUCGGACGCCAGUGUGACCACUGUGACAACCCGUUCGCCGAGGUCUCAGCCAAUGGCUGUGAAGUGAUCUAUGACAGUUGUCCCCAGGCGAUAGAGGGAGGGAUUUGGUGGCCCAGGACGAAGUUUGGUCUCCCAGCAGCGGUGCCGUGUCCUAAAGGCUCCACAGGAACGGCAAUCAGACACUGUGAUGAACAUAAAGGCUGGCUGCCUCCCAACCUUUUUAACUGUACCUCCAUCACCUUCACUAAGCUGAAGCCACUAUGGGAUCAGAUGAGCAGGAAUGUGUCAGUGUUGGACUCUGUUCGAGUCCAGCAGGUGGCGUCUUUGCUCUACAAUGCCACGACACACACACACUCCUACUAUGGCAGUGAUGUUCAGAUCGCCUACCGCCUUACACACACACUGCUGCAGCAUGAGAGCAACACACGCGGAUUCAACCUGGCGGCUACACAGGACGUCCGCUUCAAUGAGCACCUGUUGCGAGUGUGUAGUGCGAUCCUGGCCUCAGACACUCGUCCACACUGGGAGCAGAUCCAGCAGACGCAGGGAGGAACAGCCGCGCUGCUGCAGCAGUUUGAGGCGUACACACACACACUUGCGCAGAACAUGAGGAGAACCUACCUUAACCCCUUCACCAUUAUCACACCUAACAUAGUUCUUUCUAUUGAUCAUUUGGACAAGGUCAAUUUUGGCGGUUCUAAACUCCCCCGCUAUCAAUUCGUGCGUGGACUCCGCCCACUCGACCGUGACACCAGUGUCACACUCCCCGAUUGCAUUUUUAACCCCACUUUUGAGGGCAAAGGUCACCGACAUCAUGGCGAGCCAAUCAUGGACCUCAGAGGAAAUCAUUCGGCCAAUCGCAAGAGGCGUCACCCAGAUGAGCAUGAGCAGCAUGCCAUUGCCAGCAUCAUCAUCUUCCACACACUCGCUACACUACUGCCUGAGAGAUACGACACUGACAAGAGGAGUCUGAGGGUUCCUAAGAGGCCGGUCAUUAACACUCCAGUGGUGAGUGUGAUGGUGUUUGAUAAUGAGCAGCUCAUUCAGCACACGCUGGAGAAACCCGUCACACUGCAGUUCCGCCUGCUCACCAGUGAAGAGCGCUCCAAACCCAUCUGUGUGUUCUGGAAUCACUCCACUGGAGUGGGUGGUUGGUCCUCUAAAGGGUGUGAGGUGGUUUUUAGAAACAGCACACACAUCAGCUGCCAGUGCUAUCACAUGACCAGCUUCGCUGUACUGAUGGACAUCUCACACAGAGAGAAUGGUGAGAUCUUACCUUUAAGGUUGGUGACAUUGUGUACAGUAUCAGUGACACUGGGCUUCAUCUUCCUCACCAUCGUCUUAAUCACCUGUCUGAGAGACGUCACCUCCAACCUGAGCACCAUCGUCACCAACGGAGCUUCAGCCCUCUUCAUCGCCCAGCUGCUCUUCAUCCUCGGCAUCAACCAGACCGACAACCCGUUUGUAUGUACGAUCAUGGCCAUCCUGCUGCAGUUCUUCUACAUGUGUGUGUUCUCAUGGCUUUUCCUCGAGAGUCUGCAUGUGUACCGCAUGUUGAAUGAAGUGAGAGACAUCAACUAUGGACCCAUGCGCUUCUACUACCUUAUCGGCUGGGGCAUACCGGCCAUCAUCACCGGCCUGGCCGUGGGUUUGGACCCUGAGGGUUACGGAAACCCGGAUUUCUGCUGGCUCUCUCUGUACGACACGCUGGUCUGGAGUCUUGCUGGACCAAUCGCUCUUGUGGUUGCUAUGAAUCUGUUCCUGUGUGUCCUGGCCUCCAGAGCAUCAUGCUCCUCCUUCAAAACACACAGCUGUGAGAAGAAAGAACCUCCAGUGUACGGACUGCGGACUGCGUGCAGUGUGUUGUUUUUAGUGACGUUGACAUGUUUUGUCGCAUUGCUCUCUGUAAACACUGACCUGAUUCUGUUUCACUACCUGUUUGCUGCUUUCAACUGUCUACAGGGUCCAUUCAUCUUCUUUGUCAGGAUUGUGUUCAGUAAGGAGGUUCGCAGAGCUUUACAGUACUGCUGUGGCAAAAAACGCCCAGAACACACCAUCAAAACCAAACCAUCAGUGUACAGCAGUAGUUGUGUAGACGGGCGUGUGUAUCAUCUGUCCUAUUCCGAAUCCAGUGUCUCUCUAAACGGGACACUGCAAAGCAUCAAGAGCCAACACAGUUACAUCCCCUUCACACUGAGGGAGGAGGGAGGUUUCAAUAACAGUGAUGAUGCUCUGAACAACCAGGAAAACAAAGAUGACCCUGACUCAGACUCGGACAGUGACGUGUCAGAAAUGGAGGAUGAUCAGAGCGGCUCAUACGCCUCCACACACUCAUCAGACAGCGAGGAGGAGUACGAGCAAUACACACCUAAGGAGUGGUGGGAAAACCACACACACACAGGCCAGAGGGAACAGGACUGUAAUUCAACAAAACCAACAACAGAGAUUUUGACCACUCCAGAGGAGAAAGAGGAGCAUUAUGGGAAAGAGAGCACACUGCCUUUACUACUACACACCACACACACACACCCACACAAGGGUAUUCUAAAGAAGAAACCCCUCUCCCCGAUCGCUGAGAGAAAUGGGAUCCACCGCAUCCAUAAUCAGCUGUCAAUCAGCCCCUUAGGCUCCACCUCCUCCAGAGGUCCUGGUAAUUCAAUAGGCUCCUCCCCCAGCCAGGGCCAAAGGGGCGGAGCCACACUGGAUCAGCCCAAUGGAGAAGCUACGAGUGCCAGGACAGGAACGCGAGACAGCGACUCGUCCGGAUCCGAGUGAGUGACCACUCUCACCAAACCUCCAUGUGACCAUGCUGAUGAAGAUAGGGGUGUGUUCACGAUCCCUGAAGCCACGCCCAUUUACCUCAGGAAAACCCAAAGGUGUUGAGCAACCCCAUGAUUCCUGAAAUCUGUCUGUAUAGCGGACUUCUCCUCAGCCCAGACGCUGCUCCUCUCAGCCCAGACGCCGCUCCGCUCCUCUCAGCCCAGACACCGCUCCUCUCAGCCCAGACGCCGCUCCGCUCCUCUCAGCCCAGACGCCGCUCCGCUCCUCUCAGCCCAGACGCCGCUCCGCUCCUCUCAGCCCAGACGCCGCUCCGCUCCUCUCAGCCCAGACGCCGCUCCGCUCCUCUCAGCCCAGACGCCGCUCUGCUCCUCUCAGCCCAGACGCCGCUCUGCUCCUCUCAGCCCAGACACCACUCCUCUCAGCCCAGACGCCGCUCUGCUCCUCUCAGCCCAGACGCCGCUCUGCUCCUCUCAGCCCAGACGCCGCUCUGCUCCUCUCAGCCCAGACACCACUCCUCUCAGCCCAGACGCCGCUCUGCUCCUCUCAGCCCAGACGCCGCUCUGCUCCUCUCAGCCCAGACGCCGCUCCGCUCCUCUCAGCCCAGACGCCGCUCCGCCCGGAUGCCGCUCCUCUCAGCCCAGACCCCACUCUGUCCGCUCCGCCCAGACGCCGCUCUGCUCCUUGAUGCCAUGCCUUUCUCUACUUUUAUCUCUCUCUGCAUUUGUUUACUUGAAGCCAUGCACUUUUUCUAAACAAUCUCCACCAAUUGAAAAAUAAAACGGAUGAGUCCUGAGACUUUAAACCUGAGGACGAGUGAAGACUGUGGAGUUUUGGGGGACAUCAGGGACUCACCUGUUCAUGCAGAAAUUGAAGAUCAGACUGAGUCAUUGAUUGAUCAAUUAAGAUUAGAUAGUGUUUAUUACACUCCUCUCUUCACUUUGUUACCACUGUGCAUGCUCACCUGAACCUCCAGCAGCUCCCAGUACCCCUACUGUGAACCAUCAUCAGCUGUGUGUGUGUGUGUGUGUGUGUGUGUGUGUGUGUGUGUGUGUGUGUGUGUUACACUGCAACAUGAACCACAUGCUCAUUGUCAAUAAUGUACAUUAUUUUACAUGCUGCUCCUGCUGUGAGGACUCACACACACACACACACACACACACACACACACACACCUUCAUUUUAUACCACUGAUGUGUUAAAUAUCAGACAGUGACUCGGACUCAGUGGCUUGGAGUGAUUUCACUCAGACUCACUCAGACUCCUGUAUCUCGGAGUUUAUAAAUGAAGGAAAGAUCAUUUUGCUUUUGAAAUAUUUGCUUUUGUGCGUGUUGAACUCAGCUGUGUGUGUGUGUGUGUGUGUGUGUGUGUGUGACAAUAUGCUCUGAUUAUGUACAGGUUUGAUGUGAGUGUAAAUAUAGUGUAAUGCUACUAAACCCA